This is a messenger RNA of Ananas comosus (pineapple), 2358 nucleotides long. Its product is annotated as probable protein phosphatase 2C 39. The record is from RefSeq and is a predicted model, not a curated record. The transcript has 6 exons. Gene Ontology annotation, molecular function: protein serine/threonine phosphatase activity. The coding region runs from base 331 to 1914 and encodes 527 amino acids. Lineage: Eukaryota; Viridiplantae; Streptophyta; Magnoliopsida; Poales; Bromeliaceae. Gene Ontology annotation, biological process: protein dephosphorylation.
GAUGAGAAUAAAAGGGGGCGACGCGGUCAUUGUGGGGAGGAGCAUUUUGGCCAUAAUAAAAUCCCCAAAUCUCUCUCUCUCUCUCUCUCUCUCUCUCUCUCUCUGUGUUCGAUUCGUAGCAACGCCUCUCAUCUCUAAGCGUGGAGUAAUCGAUCAAUUGUUGGAACCCUAGGUCGGAGAAGUGUUGGAGUUGGUGAUCUUAGUGGGGAGGAGAUGGGGAGACGAGGUGCCCUCGGAUUCGCGGCGAGAUUCGCCGUUUAAGUUGAUGGAAACAUCGGGAAUCGGUUGGAAAAGAGUUGGUUUUGGAACUGCGUUUGUUGCAUCUUAUCCAUGGGUUCGUUCGUUAAGGAGAAGGCCCCCGUUCUUUUCGCAUUCGCAGAUACAAUGGAAGAAUUUGAAGAACAUGCCGAGAUAAACAGCGACCUUAAAGUCAGCUUCGGCUAUCACUGCAACUCCUCCCGAAGUUGUUUCGCUGAAGCUAACUAUGAAUGUGAACUUUCUUCGGGGCUUCAAAUUCAAGAUUCCAAAAUCAAGUCUCGGAGUAGUUCAUUUUCCUGCUUAUCUGGCGCUGCUAUUAGUGCGAAUUUCACAUUAGCAAAUACCAAUAUAUGCAACGGACUAAUUGGGGAGGAAAUUCUACCGGAAUUGGACUCGCCAAAUUCAUUCAGAAAGAUGACGCUUUCGCCCUCUGUCUCGCGAUUGGACCUGCUAUCUUCCUCUCAGGGCAGCGUGUCAACUGAUAAUGAAAACGGUGAAGUUGGUAAACACUUUUGGCAAUCUAUGAGUGCUCCUACUAGGGUAGAAUCCUCAAGUUUUCUCAAGGGCAUGGAUGUACAGAUGGCUGGGGGAGCAGCUGGAGAAGAUCGGGUCCAAGCUGUAUGUUCUGAGGAAAACGGUCUGCUAUUUUGUGGGGUGUACGAUGGGUUCAAUGGCCGAGAUGCAGCCGAUUAUUUGGCCGGAACGCUGUACGAUAAUAUAGGGUAUUAUCUGUAUUUGCUGGAGUGGCGCAUCAAACAACAAAAUGAACUCAGCGGCUCACAUGAAGAAAAUCAUUUUCCGUGCAGCGAUGGCUUAGUCAAGAGCAACUUAUCUUUGGCCAUUAAGAGAUCAGAGACCGAAGAUACACAAAAGAUGCCACUUAAUACUAUAGAUGUCUUGGAUUGCCUUACUCAAGCUCUUGCACAAGCUGAGAGCGAUUUUAUGAGAAUGGUCGAGCAAGAAAUGGAAGACAGGCCUGAUUUAGUUUCUGUUGGGUCCUGUGUGCUGAUUGCUCUUCUUCAUGGGAUGGAUUUGCAUAUUUUGAAUCUCGGAGAUAGCAGAGCAGUUCUGGCUACUUGCAAUGCUUCCGGAAGCGGUUUGUUGCGCGCCAUUCAACUAACAGAGACCCAUAAUGUUGAUAACGAGUUAGAGCAUAAAAAACUCUUGGCGGACCAUCCUGAUGAUACUGCAGUCGUCCUCGGCGGCAAAAUAAAAGGCAAAUUGAAAGUAACUCGUGCAUUUGGGGUUGGAUAUCUGAAAGAGAAAAAAUUCAAUGAUGCACUGAUGGGCAUUCUUCGUGUACGCAACUUGCGUAGCCCGCCGUAUGUCUAUACCAAUCCGCACACCUUAAGCCAUCGGGUGUCAGAGAGCGACUUGUUCGUUGUACUUGGCAGCGAUGGACUCUUUGAUUUCUUCAGCAACGAUGAAGUUGUGAAACUAGCUCAUGAGUUUAUCCAGGGUAAUCCGUGUGGCGAUCCCGCCAAAUAUCUAAUCGAGCAACUUCUUCUUCGAGCGGCGAAAAAUGCAGGUUUGAGCGCCGAAGAGCUGACGAGGAUACCAGUCGGGAGGAGGAGGAAGUAUCACGAUGACGUCACCGUCAUUGUGAUCAUCCUGGGAAAUAAGCAGCGAACUUCAAGGGCGUCGACGUCGUAUUAAUCAGCAUCGAAAUCUUUGGAUCUCGCAUUCUAUCCUUCGCCUUUUAAGUUUUGAAGGACCACGCGAGCACAUCAUUUCCACGACAUGUGGUGUAAAUAAUUCGUGUCCGAAACCUCCUAGUGGCGAUGUUUGAGUCCUUUUUUUACCCCUUUUUUUUUUUGGUUGGAUUUAGGUUUUGGUUAUUGGGUAAUGCGACGAUUAGUCGGUUUGUUUUCGAAUAAAUAACAGUAGUGCAUGAUAUACUGUAUGCUAAGCUUCGGUGCUUUUGUAUUCAUGUCCUGCAAAAACCCUGCUCAAAGUUAAAGAAAUUUUGAAGUUGCAGAAGAAAUUGUUGCUUUGGUAGCUGAUUCAGAUCAUCCUUUUCUCUUCAUCUUUUUUUUUCUUUAUUUUUGAGGGGCCAAGUAGAACUAACUCUUUGCAGGCUUUAUUAGAGAAGUAAUUUGU